Girardinichthys multiradiatus is the source of this 4793-nucleotide messenger RNA. It is a transcript of the gene spata13, whose product is annotated as spermatogenesis associated 13. Bases 417 to 4349 code for a protein of 1310 amino acids. Gene Ontology annotation, biological process: lamellipodium assembly; filopodium assembly. Gene Ontology annotation, molecular function: guanyl-nucleotide exchange factor activity; protein binding. NCBI's taxonomy places the organism in Eukaryota, Metazoa, Chordata, Actinopteri, Cyprinodontiformes, Goodeidae. The record is from RefSeq and is a predicted model, not a curated record. The transcript is spliced from 14 exons. Gene Ontology annotation, cellular component: cytoplasm.
UCUCCAGCUCCAAUCCUCUAGGAAAGACUUACUGGAACUGGGCUCCCCAUUGAAAUAACGUGCAACUUCUCAGUAACACCGGGCUAUAAUAAAGCGUAUGAUGAGUAUAAUGAGUAUUCAUCUUUCUUUUACUUUGUUUCGAACGAGUUUUACCGGUCCGUGAAAGUGAAAUUAGACACUGCGUCGCUUACGCAACUUGGGAGAAGUUUAUGCGUGAGUUAGCUUAAGUUGCUAGCUCAAGAAGUCAGGGAGCCGUUUGUUCUCAGUAUGCUGCGGGGUGACUGAAGAGAGGAGAGGACAGGAGAAGAACACUUGUUGGGCUUUUUCUGUGCCCGACAUGAACCUGGCAGCAAGCAAGCCGCUAGGAGAUACAAUCUGCUUCGGUAUGGAUAAAUAGCAAAACAGCUGCUCUGUCUAUGUGGGAAGAGGAACGGUGGAGGAGGAUUUCAGCGACUAUGAGCAGGGCAGAACAGAAGGACAAGGUCUUGUCCCGAAGUGAAGACCCUCUCCAGUGCCUUCAUCAGUCUAAACCUGACCCCCUGAUCAGGAGCAGACCUCUCAGCGACACAUAUCCAUCGCAGAGCCUUGCUGACAGGAGUUCAGUCCCCUACCUGCUGUCCGGGUGUGGUGCCCAGAUACGGCCGGCGGGUGCAGCUCCGCUCUCCGACCAGAGCAGAAUAAAUGGCAUCAAUUCCUCUGCCUGGUCCAACCCUGUGAUAGGUCCAGCUGAAGGAAGGCCUCAUAACUCUAGAAUUAUGAGGCUGCUUUCUAACUCAAGGAAGGGUGUUGUCCCUCCUAGCAGUCCGACUGCCGACAGUCCAAACAAUGAAGACAACAGCAGCUCCCAGCCAUGGACCGGAUUUUCAGGGUUCGGUGUUGUGGACUCCUUUAAAAAGCUGCGGUCAUCUGUGCUGCAAGGAAUUCAGAGCAGAGGGGCAGCAAGCAACAGUGGACAGAAUGUACCUUUACCCAUAAUGGAAAUGCCGAAUGGAUCAGCUGGGAACAGCUCGGAAGCUGACCUAGCUGAUGCAACUAAUCAUUUAAAGACUGCAGACGGAAAUCAUGUAUCAAAUGGAAAUUUAACAGACCAAAUCUCAGCUGAGUUUAAACAGUAUGGCUCAGACAUUGAGGACUAUGAUGAUGAGGAAGCUGACAGUGGUCUCACGCGCAAUUCCCGAUUUUCCAGGAGCAUCAGGAGAGCAUAUGGAGCAGGAAGGAUCAUGUUGCUUGACAUAGAAAACGGAAGAAGAGUAGGUAGCGACAAAAAUGUCGCGACAUGCAGCACACAAAAACCAAAUCACAGGUCAAAGGUUGAUAUCCAAACAGAGACCCAGAAGGAAAACAGUUUUGUGAAGCCUCUGAGCAGACUGAGUAAAAGUGCAGAGAACCUUCAUAUAUUUAAGCUGCCUGCUAGACGUAAAAGCCCAUGUCCCGAACCUCCUUCCCCACAGGAAGACCCUCAGAGGACCACAUUGUCAAACGGGACACCAAACAUUCAAAGGACCUCCAGCACUUCUUCAGUGGAUCUUCGAGGCAGGAGUAGCCCAAUGAAGAACAAGGGGUCAAUGGUCAAGCUAAUUGGCAGCAUGACUGACCUAACCACCCGCCGAAAGCAAGGUCUGCCCCCAAGUCCCACCUCUCCAUCUCUCAUGUCCCCCUUGAGCCGUCUCCACGAUGACUACUCUCGCCGUGUGCCUUGCCUGCCAACCAGUGAGCGACAGCGCCGGCCUGUAGCCAUCACCGCUCAGGUCAACUCCAUCAAGUACACCCCCCUCAUUCAUGCCGCACCUGAAAACAACGCAGGCCUGCAGUCGUAUCAGGGUGUCAUCGACCCACUUUCCUCAGAGCCCAGAGAUUUACCAGACCAGAUUUCAGCUGAUAUCUCUGCUCAGCAUGAGCCGCUGCCUGCUCCAGCAGCAAGUAACUCUAAACAGAUGGUCGAACGUGUUUCACCCCCACUCAGUCAACGAGAGGCAUCGCAACACCAAGGACAACUUGACUUUGAUUUGCUACCAAAUGAGGUGAAAUCACCUGUUCUAGAACAAGGUCCACUUCCCCAAACAGAGGAAGUCUCCACAGCAGCCAGCAGCCCACCUUCUGACCCCUCAACAUGCCUCUCUAAUACACCCGCAUCACCCACACCUCCCACAGACGGAGCCGCAGCUUCCACAGAAACCACUUCGGUGAAGCCCAGACGGAGGAGCGGGCGCCCCAGACCUCGGCCCAUCUCUGACUACGCCCAGCUCGUUUCCAGGAAGCACUGCAUCCCCGAGGAAGUGGCGGAGCCAAACUAUGAGGAAAGGACAUCAGAUACGCGGCUGCAUGUAAAGUGCAGCUCUGACGGGAACGGGAGCAGCCCCGAGAACUGUAGCAAUAACGGGGAUGUUCAGAGACAUCGGCCCGUCUCAGUGAUCGGAGAUGUGGAUUUGUUCCCGGCAGAUACCGAGUUGAAGGAGGAUCGCCUUCCUUCUGUUGCGCUGAGCGUGUUGGAACCAAAAACCCACCCAAUUGUGCAGCAAGCUUCAAUAGAAAAACAGUACUUGCAGCCUUUGUCGCGACCGCCAAUCCCCUCCCACCAGGUACCCCCCUACAGAGGAGUGUCUGCCAGAUUCCGGCCCUGCGCGCUCUCCCAGAGCACCCCGAUCGGACUGGACCGCGUGGGGCGGCGCAAAGUCCACAGAGUGCUCAGCGCUGGUGCGUCUGAGUGUACAGCCACGCUCGAUGACAGCGUGAGCGAGGAGGAGGAGAGCAGCUUCGAUGAGCUCGCUGAUGGCACGCCCUACCUCCAGCCCGGGGUGGAGCUGUCCGUGCUCAACGAGUUGAUAAUCUCGGGCCAUGCCGUGUACGCCGAGGCUCUCUGGGACCAUGUGACCAUGGAGGAGAAGGAGCUGGCCUUCAAGGCUGGAGAUGUUAUCUGCCUCCUGGACGCCUCGCACAAGGACUGGUGGUGGGGCAGGGGGGGCGACAGGGAGGCCUGGUUCCCUUCCAGCUUUGUGAGGGUGCGUGUGAACCAGGAGGACUCGAGCGCUGAGAGUGUGGAGAGUGUGGCGGACCAGGAAGACCCAGCUCCCAGGGACAAACCCAGCACCCAGCACAGGGAGCAGAUGAGAACCAAUGUGGUUCAGGAAAUCAUGAAUACUGAACGCAUUUACAUCAAACACUUAAAAGACAUCUGUGAGGGUUACAUCCGUCAGUGCCGGAAGCACCCCGACAUGUUCACUGAGCUGCAGCUGAAGACGAUUUUCAGCAACAUAGAAGACAUCUACAAAUUCCAGCGGCUGUUCCUCAGAGACCUGGAGAAGAAGUACAACAAGGAAGAGCCACAUCUCAGUGAAAUAGGCUCCUGCUUCCUCAUGCAGGGUGAGGGCUUUUCGAUCUACUCUGAGUACUGUAACACUCAUCCCGCAGCCUGUGCCGAGCUGCAGCGUCUCGUGAAGAUGAGCAAAUAUAAACAUUUCUUUGAGGCCUGUCGCCUCCUCCAGCAAAUGAUCGACAUCUCCAUCGCUGGUUUCUUGCUCACACCUGUCCAGAAGAUCUGUAAAUACCCACUACAGCUGGGGGAGCUGCUCAAGUACACACCCAAAGACCACAGGGACCACACUGGCGUCAAUGAAGCCUAUGAGGCUAUGAAGAAGGUGGCCAGUUUGAUCAAUGAGAGGAAGAGGCGGCUGGAGAGCAUCGACACCAUCGCUCAUUGGCAGGUUGCCAUUUUGCACUGGGAGGGGCCCGACGUGCUGGAACGCAGCUCGGAGCUGAUCCACUCUGGCGAGCUGACCCGAGCCGUCCGGCAGGGUAAGCUGCAGCAGCGUAGCUUCUUCCUGUUCGACCACCAGCUCGUCUACUGCAAAAAGGACGUCCUGCGCAGAGACCUGCUCCACUAUCGAGGGCGUCUGGAUAUGGACGAGAUGGAAGUGGUGGACGUGCCUGAUGGGCGGGACCAGGACCUGGGCCUGACCCUGAAAAAUGCUCUGCGGCUGCGGCACGCCUCCACCUUGGAGCUUGUGUGCGUUCUGUGCUGCAGGAAAGUCCAGGACAAGCAGAGGUGGUUACAGGCCUUUGCCAAGGAGAGACAGAGGGUGAAGGAGGACCAAGAGAUGGGAAUAGACAUCAGUGAAGAACAAAGAAAACAGGCCAUUGUUAAUGCAAGAAGAACAAAACAUGGGAAGAUCAAAACUGGCUAUGCCGACUCCGUCCCACCCCACCAAAACCUGCCGGCCCUUCAGCAGCGCCACAUCACCAUUCCCACCAGCGUACCUCAGCAGCAGGUGUUUUCUCUGGCCGAGCCCCCCAGACGAAAGCCUUACCACCUGCUGUACAGCAUCACACGCAGCGCCUUCUUCAGGAAAUGAGGCUCUUUCAUGGGGUUUUGUCUCCGCUAAACUGUCCCAAAAACUCAAAGAACAUUAUUUUUCUCCAGUUUGUGUCAAGUCUUGUUUUUGUGCCUCUCUGUGUUUUUCAUAACGGUUCUGUUUUUGUUGCUGAGUGCCUAAAAUUUAUCGCAAAAGUGUUAAAAUUCUGUCCGUCCUCUUCUUCUUGUUCGUUUUUCCUAAAAACGCUGCUUACUCAAAAAACACCCAUCCUGUUGUUUUUUUAAAUUCCAGCUCACAGAUAUAUUUUUAAUUAUGACAACGACGUUUUGUCUGCUUUUUAUGUUCAGAAACAUGGCUUUAGUUUGUUUCACAAAGGCUGGGACCUUUUUUUGUUGAGUCUGUCCACUGAGCACGGGAGGAUAAAUUAACUCCUCACAUUCUUAUGAACUGUAAUGCUGUAAAUAAAACUGAUGUACAAACAUA